Angiostrongylus costaricensis is the source of this 1062-nucleotide messenger RNA. Lineage: Eukaryota; Metazoa; Nematoda; Chromadorea; Rhabditida; Metastrongylidae. The record is from the annotation of a GenBank genome assembly.
AUGUUCUUUAUCACUAACGUUGCCUUGCUUAUUUGUGUUUUAAAGUUGACGGAACUUUUAACUGGCUGCUCGAAGGAAGCGCGUAAAUUAGCCAUUCAUAGUCGACGAAGAACAGUAGUGGUUGGUGCUGUACAGAACGCUCUGCGUAUGAUACGCAUUGCGGUUCCUAUAGCAUUUAUGGCCCUACCAGAGCCUUCCGUGCCACAAUCGCGUAUGCCAGCUGGAGAUCAACUAUAUAUCGGGGAUAAUGUGGAUCUCAAUGUGCCGUUACAUGCACCACCUUCCCAAACCAGAACUCCCAGCGAGCGUCGUAUUGGUGUUCAAUGGCCAAGGGUGGAAAACGAUGGAUUCCCACAACCACAGAAGAAGAUGAGGAUGGCGUUGCCAGAAAACGAAGUCACCUCUUCUCUUCUUCCGGCUGCACUGAGAAAAUGGACCUCUCCAUCUCCUGAACUCGUUUCACCAUCGCUUUCAUAUCGUUUGGCCGCACAGGGUUUGCCAAGAAAGGAACGCAUUUUGGUUAAUCCAUUGCUUCCGGAUUUGUCAGUGGAGGAACAGAGAUACCUUAAGGAAGUUGUUGAAGCUUGUGUUGGUGUGGAUCGUGAAAAGCGUCAAAGAGCUCUUCACUCUCUGGAGCGAAAUGCAACGCUUCAAGUGUUUCUACCACGACUGUCGCGCUUGUUUCAUACAGCUGUUCGUUGGAAUAUCGUCCUUCGUUCUCUCUCCAUGUUGAUUUACAUUGUGCGAAUGAUGAGAGCGGUUGCCUUUAAUACAUCAGUGAAGUUAGGUGGAGUGCUUCAUGAAUUUUUGCCGUCGCUGAUCAGUUGCAUGGUAUGCAGAAUUUUAUGCGAUCGACCAGAAUUGGAGGAUCACUGGGUACUACGUGAUGUUGCUGGCAGCACUCUGAUCAAGAUCUUAAAAGAUCACGGCACAGAAAAUCUUCGAUGUCGUUCGUUUUGCUUCGUCAAGAAGAUCUUUUACGAUUCAUCUUCAAGUUAUCCUAUGAUCUAUGGAACAAUUCCAACUCUACUAGAGUUUGCUACACCGGACGAAGUAAGCUGA